This is a messenger RNA of Aphanomyces astaci, 2070 nucleotides long. RefSeq lists its product as hypothetical. The record is from RefSeq and is a predicted model, not a curated record. The transcript has a single exon. NCBI's taxonomy places the organism in Eukaryota, Oomycota, Saprolegniomycetes, Saprolegniales, Verrucalvaceae. The coding region runs from base 1 to 2070 and encodes 689 amino acids.
AUGAAGUCGCUGAAGUAUGUGGUGAUCCGCGACGGCCGCAUCGGCGGUGUGACAGUCGAGGACAACCAGCGAGUGUGGGAGCUGAAGAAGGUGAUCAAGGACGCAAACCGCAUUUCGAUUGAUGCCAAGGAUAUUGAGCUUUACCCCGCGAAGACGAAGGACGGCAAGUGGUUGACGAUGGAAGGCGACGAAUUGAAGAUGUUGAAGAACGGACUGCUUCAUGAAACCAUCAAGAAUAUCAUGCAGCAUGGAAACGCAAUGGAUCCAACCUAUCCUGUCGGCGAUGCUGCGUUCAGCGUCGUUCCAAACGAUGGUGCCGUUGGUGACAUCCAUGUGUUGGUAGACCUUCCGGCGCGUCGUGAGACUGAAUUUGUCGUCAACGGUGUUCGAUAUCCGGUCAUUCAUCAUCGCUUUAGCUUGCAUCCUGUCAGGCAUAGCAUUGACCUGUAUCCCCCAGAAUUGGUUGCGUUUUGGACGGCUCUACGAACCAAUCACACUGCGGUAGAAGCGAAUGCAGUUGUCAAGUUGCCCGAAGGAAUCCAUCUACUGGGAGAUCCAGCUCUCGGAUCGCAAGUGUACAUUCGGCCUUGCUACCCCCCGCUAUUGAAGUUGUGUUGGGAGAUUAUCCAUGACCCCAAGUCCCCCCACCUCGUGAUCCUCGGCAACCCAGGCAUCGGCAAGACAUUUUUUGGGUUUUUCAUCUUGCUUCAACUGGCUCGUGAGAACAAGACGGUGGUAUACGAGAGCGGGCUGUCGAAGAGUCGCUACUUGUUUGCUGGUGACACCGUGGUCAAAGGAUCCCAAGAUGACUUCGUUGACAUUCUCGACUUGCCAACGACGUACUACAUUGUGGACGCCGCCCAGCCCCCCAAGUGCCAAGCCAUGACGAUCCUACUGACGAAGCCGAAGCUCAAGGUUUGGUACUCGUUCGCCGAGGACAAUUGCGAUAUUCGGUACAUGCCUGUUUGGACCUGGGACGAGAUUUCGACAUGCCACAAGCUGCUGUAUCCGGAUCUUGAGCUGAACGUUGUCACAGAUUGCUUUCGACGCUGGGGUGGUGUCCCUCGCUAUGUUUUGCAGUAUGCGCUCAGGGACACCCAGCAAUCGUUGCUUGAACGAGCUAUUGCCGUAGUAAAUUGCAACUGGGUGACGAACGCAAUUCGCAUGCUCGAUGCAUAUUAUUGCGACGAGGCGUAUCGAUUACUUCAAUCUCACACGUCGCACGUGCUGCUCCACUAUCAAGUCAGCGACAAAUUUAUGAAACUGCACGUGGAUUUCGCCUCGCAAUAUGUCCAGGACGAGGUGUACAAGCGGGCGUGGCGCGACGAUCCGACGACACUGGUGGAGUUUAUGACUGCUGCAUCGUACACUGGAAGCGACGAGUUUGCUGUGCUUCGUGGCCGCAUGUUUGAAAGUUACGUGCAUUCGGUGUUGCCCCGUGGUGGGCGCUUUCAAAUUCGGCGCCUAGAACCCUCAGAAGGAGGCAGUGGUGAAGCCAACGCUGAUCAAGAUGAUAAAGGCGGCGAGGACGAGGAGAAGGCCGAUGACGGGGCGGUGGAGACAAAAGGUGAUGUUGCAGCUCAAGUUAUGGCCCACGGAACUGGGGCGGGGCUUGCGGCGUGGGAUAUUCACGAAGAUGAAGGCAUCGUCGAGGUAUCUCCACAGCGAGCAGUCGUGUUCAACACGAAGGCCAAAGUGGCCUCUGCCGCAAGCGGUACUUAUCUACGCCCCGCUAUCAAGCACGACCUGCCAGUAGACGCGAUAGUCAAGCCAGACAUGUUGGUGACUAUUGCGGCCAAACAUCUGAACAAGCAAAUGGAUCUGGACGACGCUUUGGACCUGCUUGGAAAUCCGGUAGCCCCACGACUCUUCUUCGUGCUCCCACCUGGUGAAUUUGACGAUUUCCCAUAUCAACGUGAUUUCGAGUCAAAAGGCAAUGCGAAAGGAGUUUUCAAGAGCGUCAUUCAGCAAUUUGCCAUGCAAGUCACGCCAGCAGUAGUCCAACGCGAGAUGACGCAGCCGAGCCGCGACGGUCCCAGCAAGGUUGCCAAGCGAAGUCGUCAUGAGUAG